Daldinia caldariorum is the source of this 1089-nucleotide messenger RNA. RefSeq names its product DUF1687-domain-containing protein. Lineage: Eukaryota; Fungi; Ascomycota; Sordariomycetes; Xylariales; Hypoxylaceae. Gene Ontology annotation, molecular function: oxidoreductase activity. The transcript has 3 exons. The record is from RefSeq and is a predicted model, not a curated record. Bases 220 to 651 code for a protein of 143 amino acids. Gene Ontology annotation, cellular component: mitochondrion.
ACAAGCAGAGACGGGUCCAUUUGAUAGGUCGACGUCACCGAAUUCUCUCGGAAGCUAUUGCAGCUUCCAAAGUCAACUUCCAAAGUCAACUUCCCAACUCAAGUCAAAGCCCCGAACCGGUAAAUUUAGCUACAAGACCAGUUUCAGACUUCGCUUUCCUCUACUUCAAUCUUACAUUUAUUAGUAAAGUCACACAUCACACCCGAGCCCGUACUCACAAUGUUCCGCUUUCACAAACCCCUUGACAUUAUUACCCUCUUCCACAAGGCAAGCUCACCAGCUUCCGUGAGGGCAGCAACUUUCCUAAAGCAGAUUUCAGCCACCAUCAGUGAAACAGCAACCGAAGAUCAAGCUAGUGAUCAUUCUCACCAGACGCAUCCCAAGCUCUCGCGUGACGAGUUCGAAUUGAACAUAACUGAGGACCCUCCCACUACCGACCAACUUAAGACUAUUCUAGAGUAUGUCGGUAAGAACAGGAUCAGCUGUAUCGUGCAAGGCGCAUCGACCGAGAAUGAAGCUCUGAAGAAGUUCAAGGAGAAUCAGGAAAACUUCAAACGGCCUGUGAUUGUCGACUGGAACAAUGGCAAGGCAGUUGCUAGUGACCAAGAGUCUGAGAUACUCAAGCUAUUAGAGCAAAAGAACGGCAACUAGUCAUCCCCGGGGGCAUCAUACCCAAAAUAUGUGCCUUUAUUCAACUCCUACUAGUUAGGGUUAGCCUUGGCUAAGCUCUAUGGACCAUUUGCUAGCUUGAUUAAUAUCCGGACCUGUUUCUAAUCCAUUCUAGUGUUUUUAUUAGCUAGUUAGUAAAGGGACACCUGAUUCAGAUUGUCAUGGACAAACUCUACUCCUAUGAUUCAUAUCUCUACCUUCUUCCAUUGUGGCAUAUGUCUGGAUCUGUAGGUUAGAAUCUUAUGACUUAAACAAUCAUUUAUACACCCACAUGUCCCUUGUUCAGUUCUCAUGUUUUAGGGGGAAAAUUAAAUAGGGGAAGGGCUACAUCCUACGACUACCCCUACUUGUCAAACCACUUGCUUCGUAAUGAGAACUAUAAGUAAUGCAUGCUUGAUUCCAAUACAAACGAAAGAGGGC